AUGGAAUCUAUGAAUCAAGAUGGAGCACCUAGACCGUCUUAUGUUUUUAGUGCUGACCCAAUUGAAAGGCCUUCAGAAAUAAAUUUUGAUGGAAUUAAGCUUGAUCUCUCUCAUGAAUUUUCUUUAGUUGCUUCGAAUGCUGAGAUAAAUAGUUUGGAAUCCAAAGAUUAUCUCCAGGUUUGUCUUCGAAUAAGACCAUUAACACAGUCAGAAAAGGAUCAUGAAUCUGAGGGCUGUGUGUGUAUUCUGGAUUCACAGACUAUUCUGCUUAAAGAUCCCCAAAACAUCGUUGGUCAGUCAAGUGAGAAAAACUCUGGGCAAAUGGCACAAAAAUUCAGUUUUUCCAAGGUUUUUGGCCCAGAUACUACACAGAAGGAAUUCUUUCAGGGUUGUAUUAUGCAGCUAGUAAAAGACCUCUUGAAAGGACAAAGCCGGCUGAUUUUCACUUACGGGGUCACCAACUCAGGAAAAACAUACACAAUUCAAGGUACAGAAGAAAAUACUGGUAUUUUGCCUCGAACUUUGAAUGUGUUAUUUGACAGUCUGCGGGAAAGACUAUAUACAAAGAUGAACCUUAAACCACAUAGGUCCAGAGAAUACUUACGGUUAUCAUCAGAUCAAGAGAAAGAAGAAGUUGCUAACAAAAGUACGUUACUUAGGCAAAUAAAAGAGGUUGCAGUACAUAAUGACAGUUAUGAUACUAUUUAUGGAAGUUUAGUGAACUCUUUGAAUACCUCAGAGUUUGAAGAAUCCAUGGAUUGCGAACAAACUAGCUUGAAUAGGAAUAAUAAUAUAAAAUUUUCUGUGUGGGUUUCUUUCUUUGAGAUUUACAAUGAAUGUAUUUAUGACUUGUUUGUUCCGGUGUCAUCCAAGUUCCAAAAGAGGAAGAUGUUACGCCUUUCCCAAGAUGUAAAAGGCUAUUCUUUUAUUAAAGAUCUUCAAUGGAUUCAAGUUUCUGAUUCCAAAGAAGCAUAUAGACUUUUAAAAGUAGGGAUAAAGAAUCAGAGUGUUGCUUUCACAAAACUGAACAAUGCUUCUAGCAGAAGUCACAGCAUAUUCACUAUUAGAAUAUUACAGAUUGAAGAUUCUGAUAUGCCUCGUGUAAUUCGAGUCAGUGAAUUGUCUUUAUGUGAUCUUGCUGGUUCAGAACGAAGCGUGAAGACACACAAUGAAGGUGAAAGGUUAAGAGAGACUGGAAAUAUCAACUCUUCUUUAUUGACCCUUGGAAAGUGUAUUAAUGUUUUGAAGAACAGUGAAAAGUCAAAGUUUCAACAGCACGUGCCUUUUCGGGAGAGUAAACUCACCCACUAUUUUCAAAGUUUUUUUAAUGGUAAAGGGAAAAUAUGUAUGAUCGUCAACAUCAGUCAGUGUUGUCUUGCCUAUGAUGAAACACUCAAUGUACUGAAGUUCUCAGCCAUUGCACAAAAGGUUUUUGUUCCAGACACUCUAAAUACCUCUCUAGAAAAAUCAUUUGUGCCUGCCAAAUCUUGUCAAGAUAUAUCAUUAGACAUUAAUGAUUCAGGCAAUAAUGUAAAAAGAACCACCAUUUCAUGGGAAAGUAAUCUGGAAGAUCUGGUAGAAGAUGAAGAUUUGGCUGAGGAUGUAGAAAAAAAUGAAGAAAACCAAAAUGAGAGAACUGAAUUUACUGAAGAAGAUCUAGAUGAAACAUUAGAGGAAGACAAGACUGCCAUUAGUCAAGAAAAGAGAAAACUGUUGGAUUUAAUUGAAGACUUGAAAACAAAACUGAUAAAUGAGAAAAAAGAAAAGUUAACAUUAGAAUUCAAAAUUCGAGAAGAAGUUACACAAGAGUUUACUCAGUAUUUGGCUCAACGGGAAGCUGACUUUAAGGAAACUCUCCUUCAGGAACGAGAGAUAAUGGAAGAAAAUGCUGAGUGUCGUUUGGCUAUCUUCAAGGAUUUGGUUGGUAAAUGUGACGUUCAAGAAGGACCAAUGAAUGAAGAUUGUGCCUUGAAAGUUGGAACGGAAGAAACACAUAAUUGUGUAGAAAUUGAAGAUAUUAUUGAUUCUCUUCAAGAUGAUGUCACUGAUAUUAAGAAACAGGCUGAAAUUGCUCACUUAUAUAUUGCAUCUCUUGCUGACCCCCAGGAAGCCAUUGCUUGUUUAGAACUAAAGUUUAAUCAAGUUAAAGCUGAAUUAGCUAAGACCAAAGAAGAAUUAAUCAGAACCCAAGAAAAUUUGAAAAAGAGAGAAAAUGAAUCAGAAAUUAAUUUAAAUUCAUUGGCUCAAGAGCUUGAGACACCUAAUAAGAAAAUAAUUAUGCAAUUCAGAGUUCAAGAGUUGAUAGAUAUAAUUGAGCAAAAGGAGGAUGCUAUCAACAAGUUUUAUAAGCUAAAGUCUUAUGACAAGACUGAGACAUCAUCUUUAAUAAUAAAUAACAAAUUGACUUGUAGUGAAAUAGGUGAAGUACUUAAGGACAGCGAGAUUAAAACCUCUUCUGGAAGAAAAAGAUCAAAUGAAAGUGAGCUUCUUCCACAAGAUGAACCACCAGCAAAGAAAGGUCUAAUACAUAUUAGCCCUUCUAUCUCUGAAGACCACAGGAAAAGUGAAGAUAUGCAACAAAGCAUUUUCAAAGAGGAAGACAUUAGAGUUUUGCAAGAAAAUAAUGCAGAGCUGAAAACACGUUUGCUUGUUGUUAAGAAUGAACUUAUAAAUGAAAAGGAAGAAAAAGCAGAAUUAAAUAAACAGAUUGUUAGUUUACGGCAGGAACUUUCUUCUGAAAAAAAUUUUACUUUAAGUAUAGAGGUCCAACAAAUGCAAUCAAAAUAUGAAAAUGCAGUUUCUGAAUUACAUGUACAGAGAGGUAUAAAUCAAGAACAGGAGGAAAAGAUUAUGAAACUAUCAAAGGAGAUAGAAAUUGCUAGGGAGAAUAUCUCAAAUAAUGUUUCACAAAUAAAGUUAAUGCAAACAAAAAUAGAUGAACUACGUAUGCUUGAUUUAGGCUCUCAGAUCUCAAACAUAGAUUUGCUUAGUCUCAGGGAUCUGUCAAAUGGUUCUCAUGACUUGCUGAAUACAGAUUUAGACCUUCUAAGUAAUGACUGUUUGGUAAGUAAGCAGGUUAAAGAAUCUUGUAUUCAAGAACUCAGUCGGGAAAGUUCUUUCCACUGUAGUAUUGAAGCCAUCUGGGAAGAAUGUAAGGAGAUUGUGAAGGUUUCCUCCCAAAAAAGUCAUCAGAUCCAGGAACUGGCUCAAAAAGUUGAAAAACUACAGGCAGAGGUGAAAAGCUAUAGAGAUGAAGAUGAUAGACUAAAAACAGAGAGGGAGAAUAAAAAUCAAGAGGACCUACUAAAAGAAAAAGAAAGUCUUAUACAACAGCUGGAAGAAAAGCUGCAAGAACAAACUGUUUGUCUUAAUGUUGAAGUACAGCAUGUGCUUGAAGGGAAGAGAGCACUCUCAGAGCUUACACAAGAUGUUACCUGUUACAAGGCAAAAAUACAGGAACUGGAAACGAUCUUAGAGACACAGAAAGACAAAAAUAGUUGUUCAGCCAAAUUAGAACAAGAAAUUUUGGAAAAGGAGUCUGUCAUCCUUAAGCUGGAAAGAAAUCUGGAAGAAUUUCAAGCAAAUCUCCAGGAUUCUCUCAAAACCACCAAAAAUUUAAGUGAACAAGAAGUCCAGUUGAAGGAAGAAAUCACACAAUUAACAAAUUAUAUGCAAGAUGUGAAGCACUCACUUCAACUUAAGGAAGAAGAAAAUGAAAACUGCAGGCAAGAAAUAGAAAAAUUGAAAGAGGAGCUGUCUAUAAGCUCUGCUCUUAACAAGACUCUGAAAGUUGAUCUUCAGAGGAGAGAAGAAGAUUAUACUGAGCUAAAAGAGAAACUGACUGAUGCCAAAAAACAAAUUGAGCAAGUACAGAAAGAGGUAUGUGUAAUGCGUGAUGAGGAGAAAUUACUGAGGAUUAAAAUUAAUGAACUAGAGAAGAAGAAAAACCAGUGCUCUCAGGAAAUAGAUAUGAAACAGCGAACCAUUCAGCAACUCAAGGAGCAGUUAAAUAAUCAGAAAACGGAAGAAGCUAUACAACAGUAUGAGAAAAUACGCAAAGAUUUAAAUAUUAAAGAGAAAAUAAUUGCAGAAAUGCGAAUGACCCUGGAAGAACAAGAAAAAACUCAAGUAGAACAAGAUCAAGUACUUGAGGCUAAAUUAGAGGAAAUGGAAAGGUUGGCCACAGAAUUGGAAGAAUGGAAGGAUAAAUUCAAAGAUCUGGAAACCAAAAGUAUUCAAAGUUCAAAUAAAGAAUUUGAGGAUAACAUAGAUGUACUUAGUAAAAAUCUCAGUAAGCUUCAAGAUGAGUUACAGGAAUCCGAACAGAAAUAUCAAGCUGACAGGAAAAAAUGGUUAGAAGAAAAAAAUAUGCUGAUCACUCAAGCAAAAGAAGCUGAGAACCUACGAAACAAAGAGAUGAAAAAAUAUGCUGAAGACAGAGAACGCUGUUUAAAGCAACAUAAUGAAGUGGAGAAACUCACAGCACAGUUGGCAGAGAAAGACAAUGACCUUCAAAAGUGGCGAGAAGAAAGAGAUCAGCUGGUUGCAGCUUUAGAAAUACAGCUGAGAACACUGAUCUCUAGUAAUGUACAGAAAGAUAAUGAAAUUGAGCAAUUAAAAAAGGUCACAGCAGAAGCUUCUAAAAUGGAAAAACCAAGUGUGGAAAUAAUGCCCAGACAUACUAGUUCAAUGGAUCCUGGUGGGGUUGAAACAGAAACUCAAUCAACAAGUUUUGAAAUUUUCACAAAUGAAGUUGAGGGUGGAUCUGUAGUCCUUGACUCCUGUGAAGUGUCAACCGAAAAUGUUCAAAUUACCCGGUUUCCAAAACCUGAGUUAGAGAUUCAGUUUACACCUUUGCAGCCAAACAGAGUGGCAGUUAAACACCCUGGUUGCGCUUCCCCUGUGACGGUUAAGAUUUCUAAGCCCAGGAAGAGGAAGAGUAAUGACACGGAGGAGGACUUGGUGAAGUGUGAAAAUAAGAAGAACACUACACCUAGAACUAAUUUGAAGUUCCCUAUUUCAGAACAUAGAAAUUCUUCUGUCAAAAAGGAACAAAAGGUUUCUAUACGUCCAUCAUCUAAGAAAACGUAUUCUUUACGGAGUCAGGCAUCCACAGUUAGUGUACAUUUGACCACUAAGAAAAAAGAAGGAACACUACAGAAGUUCGGAGACUUCUUACAACAAUCUCCAACAAUUCUUCAAUCGAAAGCAAAGAAGCUAAUUGAAACAAUAAGUACUUCAAAGCCAGUAAAUAUGGACACAAGCAAAGAAAAUGCAUCUCGACCAAAACGGGCCAAACGGAAAUUAUACACAAAUGAAAUUUCAUCUCCUAUAGAUAUAUCUGGCCAUGUGAUACUGAUGGACCAGAGAGUAAAAGAAAGUGAUCACCAGAUUCUCAAGCGACGACUUCGAACAAAAAUGGCUAAAUAA
Molecule: messenger RNA, 5430 nt
Organism: Orycteropus afer afer
Lineage: Eukaryota; Metazoa; Chordata; Mammalia; Tubulidentata; Orycteropodidae
Source: RefSeq, a predicted model, not a curated record